Prunus armeniaca (apricot) is the source of this 366-nucleotide messenger RNA. The record is from the annotation of a GenBank genome assembly. NCBI's taxonomy places the organism in Eukaryota, Viridiplantae, Streptophyta, Magnoliopsida, Rosales, Rosaceae.
AUGGCCCUCCACCAGGAUUGGCAUGGCCAUACCAGGAAAACCCCUCUCAUAGCACAGAUAACUGGAGUACCGGAGAAUGGAGGGAUCCAAGUUGGACAGAGUGGAGGAGCCCUUCCCAUCCAAGAGCAUGAGGCUCCAGUCUGGCCAGAAGUUCUUGCAACAGUUCGGGCCCAACAGAAUCAGCCAGAACCUACACCUAUCCCACAACCUAUGGCCCCACGUGAUCAGCCCCUGGCACUUCUGCCUGAGGCACCAGUUGUCCUACUAAAGAUAUCCUGGACAAGCCCAGAAGAAUGGAUACUAAUCCAGACAAUGGUUUUCAAGGCAAUGGGGAAAUUCACCCUUCCAUCACAUGAGCAAACUUAA